Molecule: messenger RNA, 6639 nt
Organism: Porites lobata
Lineage: Eukaryota; Metazoa; Cnidaria; Anthozoa; Scleractinia; Poritidae
Source: the annotation of a GenBank genome assembly
CGGGAAUUUCCCGGAGUAAUACAACUGUAAUUAUUUUUCUUUGAGCUUUCGAUUCGCUUUCCGUUGACUCGAGGGGGUUUUCUGGGAAUUUCCCCAACUUAUAACACGGAACAAAUGAGGCUUUGCUUCCAAAAAACUAUUUAAUUUGGUUUACAAAACGUUUGCCGACAUCUGCAUGUACAUUGGAAGAUCUCCUAUCAGGCAGACUCAAGGUAUGAAUUAUGUUUUCCUUACGUCCUCGUGCCUCUCAGUUUUGAACAUCAUAAACUUGGUUGGAAAUUUUCCCAAGAUAUAACACGAAAGAAACAAGAUAUCAUUUCUAAAAAGCUACUUAAACUUGUUUAUAAAGCAUUUACCGACGUCUCCCUAUACACUGUAUAAGGCACAUGUAAGGUAUAAAUCAAUCAUUUUAUACGAGGAAAAACAUGAGACGAAGACACGCACUGUAACUUUGAGCGAUUGUCGCGAAGAGAUAACGUUUUGAGUCAGAUGGAGAAUUCUCAUGUUAUUUAAGGCUACUUGAGACUCAUCUUUUGCAAGACAUGCUUUAGUAAGUAAAAUCCUGACAACUUUUGCUUGUUCAGUUCCUGAUAUGUUGACGGCAGGUAAAGUAAGUCGUCGUAACUUUUCCAAAUUACUUGUUCGAUUUCUGCGAAUCUGAACAUUCAUUUACACGUGAAAGCUCGUCGCCAACCUUGCCAAGACCGAUCUCAAAGUGCUCGACCAAAUUUUGCGAAUCUAAUCGUUGAUUGAUAAACAAACUUUGUUUUCACGUUGCUGCUUUCGGGCCCUCUCUCCUCCGUAGAGGCCCCACAGGGUACCCCAAUAAAAAUGGCAAAUCGAAAAUUAGCAGCCGCGCGGGGGACGAUGGGAAAGAGGGAAAAGACCUUGCUUCCUCUCUUUUCUAUUCCCAUCGUACCCUGCACGCUUACUUCUUACCUCUCCCCACUUCCCUACAACACUAAGAGGCCUCUGCGCAGCCUGACACAAUCCCGCCGCUGAAACGAUUCUUCAAACCCAGACAGUCCACAGAACUUGCGGAAACGAGUUUUGUCUUACAGGCAAUAGCCCUUUGUCACGCGGUGGCCAUUUUGUCUCAAGUGAUGUAAAAACCUUUGUUUGUGCACGGCUAGCCUCGUUCUCUCUACGAGCCUAGCCGUCCACAAACGAAACUUUUUAAAUCUCCUGAGGCAAAAUAACCGUCGCGUGACAAAGGUCUGUACAGGUGUCUAACAUGAUGAUUGACAUAGAAUGGUGACUGACAAUCCUUCGGUUUUUAUUGGAAUCGUCGGUUGCUUUCCAUUAGACCAAAACUUCCGAAAAUUUGGAAACGGUGGCGAAUGGUACUGAAAUUUCCCGUGAAAAUUUCCAGAAAUUUCGGGAACUGUUGAAUUUCUGAGAUGCGAAACAUUCAACCGAGAGUCCUGAAAAUUCCGUGAGCAGAGUUGAAUGGAAAGAAAACUUUUCGAAAAUUUGGGUAUACCACGCGAGGUUGUCCGGCUUUGUGGAAAUUCCUAAAAAUACAGUUCCAUUCGAUACUCGAAGUUGUCGAAACUUCAAAAAACCGGAAGUUUUGGUUGAAUGGAAAGCGCCCGCUAUUUUCAGAAAAAUUCCCAACGAUGAUGUCAUGUCAGAUGUUUCGCUUUCAAUUUCGAAUAUCUGUCUCUGUAGGUUACGCUAAAUAUAUCGCCCAGACCCUUAUCCCAUCGCCAACGCGUUUCAAGGUUCAGCAAAUGGGAGGCAUAUUAUCGUAUUUCUCUUCCAAAGGCGAUGAUUCAAAAGAAAAGGACAGCUCGACAGUUCAGGUAAGACGUCGACAUAGCACUUUUGUACUGAAUUAAAUCAAAAUAGCUUUACAAAACUGUCGGUUUCAGGUCAGUUAGUUUAACGUCCAUUACAUUUCAUAAUAUAUUGUACUGUUACAAAAGCGCCGACAAAUAAUCAAUUGAGGCGCAAAUUGGAAUAUCAAAGUUAAUUUUUGAAGCCAUUUUUUCUUUUAUUUAUAUCUUAUGAAGUUUCAGCAAACACAGCCAACUGCAUUUUUUUUUUAUUUUAUCAUUCCAAGACCGAAAGCCCAUCUUUAUGCAAGAACGCGUCGGUCGAAAAUGAAUAAUAACAUAAACUCAUCAAGAAUUUUUCGUUUGUCCCGUUGUUUGGGUUGAUUUUAUUUGAGUUUGCAAGGAACAGACGUAAAUCUAAAGUGCAAUAUAUAAGACCGACAAACAGUCAACCAAUGAAGUGCGUUGGUGAGGAGAGACGGGCGUAGGGUCACUUGAUGACCAAAUUUUCUCGGAUGGGCAGAUUACCACAUUUUCUUAGGUAUGGGGAUACGCUUACGCUCGCCUCGUGCGCGCGUGGAGCUCCGCUAUUGGAAGUAUGCAAAGGAAAAAGUUAUAAUACUGUGUAUCCACAAAGCCUACAUGCAUAGACAAAACAGCUCUAUUUUUGGUCAGUAAUCAGAGUUGAGAAGCAAGGCUGGCUAUACAACUAGGAGAGAAAUGUGUAUCUGCUUCAAUAUUUGGUGUGGCAUGGCCCGAUUCUUCAGGGGAAAGGUCUCAUUUUUUAUUUCAAGCGUUUAGUUUGGAGUGUUAUAUUGCGAGUUGCCAUUUACCCUUUUUAAACUGUAAGAACUUAGCAACAGGCCUCAGUAAACAUAGUAAUCCACACUGCUUCCCCCAAGUUCAGAAAUCCUGGAUCGUCUCCUUCUUAUGUAACUGAUGGUGGGGGGAAAAAACUGAAUUCAGGUGAAAAUUUUUCAUCCUGGGCGGAUGAACAACAGUAACUAUUCAUGAUCAUGAAUAAUUAGAAGGGUUAAAAGCAAAUUGGGAAUCAACCUAGGUUGAAAUUAUUUUAACCUGAUGUUCACUUUGACCAUCACAUACACGCUUUAUAAAACCUGGUGUUUUAAUUUUUUUCUACUUGGACAAUUCUAUGUGAAAUUUCUAUAUUUUGUUUUCAGGACGAUGCUGCCGAGAGUGGCAGUGACUGUGGAAAUGUAAGUAGACAGGAGGCAUGUAAGGGGGUGUUUACAUGAGAAAACUCGCACCGGCGCGAGUUUCAUACCAAGAUGACUUUUUGAUUUCGUAUCGCGUUUACAUGAUGCUGGGCCAUUUCAUAUCCCGUUAUUUAAAGGUACACUUCAUGUUAAUAAAAUACACCUCUGAUUCAAAAUCGGAAACAUCAUGCAUGCGCUACCCGCUCCAGUCUGCCGGCAGACCGAUUUCACACCAAAACGGGUGGUCGUUUCGCGUUUACAUGAUACCGUUGCGAGAUUUCGUACCGGAGUGAAAUUCUCGCCCCGGUACAAGAACAGGGGUGAACUCACGCCGGCAUAAAAUUUUGUGGUGGUAUCAUGUAAACAAAUAUAGAGCCAUGAGAGGGAACCGGAUUGAACUCGCUCCGGGGCGAAAGUCGCCCCGGUGUCAUGUAAACACCCCCUAAGAGGUGUUCCUCUCCAGUCUCUUUGUAGUUGAAUAGCGAGAAGUAAUUACGUCACGUUGCCAUGGUAACAAAAUUUUUGGAUGCCAACAAACUGAAAAUUAACUUAAAAAGUGAAUUUGCACUGUUUCAAAAUUCAUCGAUCUUAUUCAAUUCCAUUUAAUUUGUCAAAUGUUGACGAAAUUUUUGGGGGUUGAAUCCGAAAGACGGUAUUUAAGUUUAGAAAAAGAAAAAUAAAAUUUUGUGACGUGCUCACCUACUCCUUAAAGCGGGCGGUUGAAAUUAGGAAGUUCCAUGUCGCAAUCGUGCAACGACGGCUGACAAAUGUACAAAAAAGCGGGAGGUUUUAAGGGUUUGGCAAGAAGACUAACUUUCUUUCCAGCAAACACAUCUGCCCCUAUGAAGCAGAUAUGCGAAAGGCCUCCCGUGAGCGUCAUUGCUUUGUCUGGAAUUGGGUAUGGUUUUCGAGGAAACAACGGGAGUGUACGAACGUAUCUGUCGUUUCUAUUUCAAAUGAAAAAGAAGGAAAGAGAGAUAUGCGAAACUGAAAUGCAUUUUAAGAGAUCUUUUUGUUCGCGUUCUAAUCUAAGUAGAUGACAUAAUUUCUGCAAAGAAAGGGGAAGACCAGGUCUGAAAAUGGGUAUGGACUUUAGACGGGUAUACAUUUUGCCCUUUUUAGUCUGGAAUUGCGUAGGGUUUUCGAGGGAACUACGAGAGUGUAUGAACGUAUUUGCCGUUUCCAUUCCAAAUGAAUAAGAAAGAAAGAGAAAUAUGCGAAUUUGAAAUGAAUUUUAAGAAGUAUUUUGUUUGCGGUCGAAUCUAAGUAGAUGACAUAAUUUCUGCGAAGAAAGAGGAAGGCCAGGUCUCAAAACGGGUGUGGAAAGUGACCCUUUUCAGUCUGAUAUAGGGUCAGGAUUUGAAGAACCGGGCGGCACACCCCUACCAAGAAUUUCCAGGAGUACCCUCGGCCACUACUACUAUUAGAGGUUCACUAAUUACUGAGAACUGUUUGAAAUUCUUUGCUUUUUUUUUUAGAAAGAGAUAGAUCGUGUUGGUGUAAGCUAUCUGGGGGAAAUAAAGACAAAUGACGCGGAAGUGAAGAACAAGGCGCUGGAUAAGGUCAAAGCUGGGCUCUACAGUGUCAAAGUAUCUCAGUUUGACGCGACUCAGCUCCAGAGAGAAAUUGAAGGGGAGUUAUUCGACAAAUGGCACGAAGGGUGCGAGGUACGUAGAUGGUGCAACUUCUAACAUGUAAUUUUAUAAUCAAGAAAUUGUUGAUGGAAUAAUUUAUAGUAUGAUUGGAAAGUUUAUUUAAAUGGCAAGAAGUACGGCAUAUGACCGUAGAAAUUCUUUGGUGUUCCUGAAAGAGGGCGGAGGAGACUGAUUGUAGGACGGUGGUAUGACUUAAACCUUUAAGCCCUAAGAGUGAUCAGCAUCAAAUUUCUCCUUGUAAUAUCAAUGCUUUGUAAAACAAAGUGGUUAUGAGAAUUACGGACAUGAUCACACAAGAUGAAUUUGCAUGAUAUUUUAUCAACUUCUCCCCACUACUUCUGUAGGAAAUGAAUAGGGGCAACAAAUGAGAAUUCAAAUUUUGAUCUUAGGGUUUAAAGGGUUAAAGACAAUGGUAUGACCGUUGAUGUUAGGUAUCACUGCUGGAAGAGGCUGUGAUUGCAGGAGGUGGUGUGCAUGUGACUCUAAGGGAAUGGAAUUACGGCACGAGGAAGCUCUGAGGCCAGGAAUGUGGUAUUACUGUAAAAGAGAGGUAUCACCGUAGAGGAAUGGUGUUAAUGCAGGAAGUUGCUAUAGUGUUACCACGAAGAAAUGUUAAAAUUCCAGUAAGUUGUUUAUGAUCAUGACAUGCACUGCAUGAACUUGAGAUGGUGUUUUAAGGAACUCGUUGUUAGCUCAAGGACAAAGUUAGACUACACAGAAAUCAUUUUUUGUUGGAAGAUUGUGUGAUUAUGGAUAACAUUAUGCUGACGCAACUGGAAAUAUAUGCUGGGAAUUAGAUGGAACCUAUUUUUGCUGUAAAGGGACUUUGACAGCGAAACAACUCCUGCAUUAGUAGUUUAUUUUAGUCAGUUCGAUUCAGAAAGAUAUUUUUUACGCGAUGGACUCCAGAAAAAUCGCAGCCAUCAACCUUAACCUGUCGAGCGUGUGCAAAUUACCUGGUAUUUUUUUAUCAAUUAGGUAAUGGAAGCCAAAGGUAUUGCCAUUGAGAGUGUCCAAAGCUUCUUGGAUCAUCUCCAGGACGCUUAUGAGGGUAUUGAUGAAGAGAUGAGGAAGAAAAUGAACGGAAUCGAGUGGGCAGGUGAAUGGGCAUAUAAGGUAAUGGAGUUUAAAUACAACGCGUCAAGUGAUUCUAGUGCCAGGUACGGAAUGAUAGCGUUUGGAAAAUCCAAAGAUGGAAAGUUUGUAGACUGCAUGUACUGCCUCUACAAGCUAGAUUUUAAAGUUGCCCCUGAGAGAAUCAUCACCACAAAACAUCAUUCAAGCUUCUGGGGUCUGAUAAAAUGGCAAACUGUGGAAGAGAAAGAACAGGAAAGAGUGCUCGGGGUGAAGCCGCUGAAACGCAUCCAAAAUUUCUUCCGCUUUAAGGCCCUGGAAGGCUUUUACAAAGAAGGCCUAAUCGACGAAAUUAAUGUGGUGCCAUCUAUUGAAGAUCUGCCGGAUGACAAGUAGAACAAACGUUUUUGAGCAGAACUUUGUGCUUUCUAAUUUCCUUUUCAGUUUUAAUUUGCCAGGGGUUUAUAACGAAGGUCAUUUGCAGGAAUUAUCAAAUUGAUGGUGACAAAUUAAUGGUAGAUAGAUAGGUCUUAUUGAUGAGGUAAACGUGGUCCCUUCUCUUGAAGAUGUCUUAGAAAACGAUGCGUGAAACUAGCAUGACAAAACUUAGUAGCUGCCGUAUUUUAACAGAUACUCAGGUAUGGAAUUAAAGAUAACACGAUUGGCCUGAAAUGAGAUUUGAGAAAUAAUUUUUGAGAAUAUAAGCUUGCUGCGCUGAUUAUAGACUGCAAAAUAUAUACACCAACAGCUUUGGUAAAAAAUGUUGCUGGUAAAGGAAUAACGAUUAACUGAUAUUAUUUUGAGUUAAAGUGAAAUCAUUUAAUGACUUUGUUGUGCUUCAUUUACUUUAAUGCAUUUUGUGAAUUUUCCAUUUCUGAAGAGCGCUACCAAUCUGCAACCGUUUUGGUCGCCUUG